Messenger RNA from Coturnix japonica (Japanese quail), 2588 nucleotides. RefSeq names its product zDHHC palmitoyltransferase 1 (gene ZDHHC1). NCBI's taxonomy places the organism in Eukaryota, Metazoa, Chordata, Aves, Galliformes, Phasianidae. Gene Ontology annotation, cellular component: endoplasmic reticulum; Golgi apparatus. Gene Ontology annotation, molecular function: protein-cysteine S-palmitoyltransferase activity. The record is from RefSeq and is a predicted model, not a curated record. Gene Ontology annotation, biological process: protein targeting to membrane; peptidyl-L-cysteine S-palmitoylation.
CCCUCGCGGAGCGCCGUAGCCCGCCCGUUGCCAUGGCGGCGAGAAGCUGAGGGGUCGGGCCCGGCCCGGCCGCACCGGACCCGCGGGGAGCCCGGCCCCGGCCCAGCGGGGCGCCCUGCACACCGGGACACCCGGCGAGUCACCCCCGGCGUCAGAGCAGCGCUGACUGAGUGAGCCCGGAGCCCUGUGCUAACCGGCUGCUGUGUGCGGCUGUAUGAACAUCUGCAACAAGCCUCCUAAUAAGACAGCUCCGGAGAACUUGGGUGAAGCUGGUCCUGAGGUUCAACGUGCUCGAAGAAAUGGCUGGAGCUGGCCCCUGCACCCCUUCCAGAUCAUCACCUGGCUGCUCUAUCUCUUCUUUGCGCUGGUUGGAUUUGGAAUUCUUGUUCCUCUCCUGCCCAUCCACUGGCUGCCCGCUGGCUAUAUUUGUCCAGGAGUGUGUUUUAUCUACCAUUUAGUUGUUCAUCUUACUGCAGUCUCCAUUGAUCCUGCGGAUGCAAAAGUGAGAGAAAAAAACUAUCUAGGGCCUCUGGCCACCUUCAAUCGUAAUCAGCAUGCACAUGUCAUUGAAAACCAUCAUUGCCAUGUCUGUGAUGUAAAUGUGAGUGCCAAAUCAAAGCACUGUGGAACUUGCAACAAGUGUGUGCAUGGCUUUGAUCACCACUGCAAAUGGCUCAACAACUGUGUGGGAAAGAGGAAUUACUGGUUCUUUUUGAACAGCGUGGUGUCUGCCAUCCUAGGCCUUGGGCUUCUGCUGCUCGUUGCUUUCUACGUCUUUGUUGAGUUCUUCCUUAACCCCACGAUGCUGCGUUCUGACCAUCACUAUGAAGGUCUGAAGAACCACACGGAUGUCUGGUUUGUGUUUCUGCCUGCUGUUCCUGUUGAGACUCGGGCACCUGCCAUUUUGUUCUCAGCUGGCACUUUUAUUCUUCUGGGCCUGGUGACUGUGGGCCUGCUAGGCCACCUCUUGAUCUUUCACAUCUAUCUUAUGUGGAACAAACUGACAACAUAUGAGUACAUCCUGCAGCAGCGUGCCCAGCAAGAGGCCAAAGAAGCAGACAAGCAGCCGGAUCCUUGUCCCUCCCAGGUGAUACCCAGUCAGGAGGCAGACUUACUCUCAGCUAACCCUGGUCAUACAGACGCUGGUGUUCGGGUUGAGGACUUCUCAGCAGUCAGCUCAGAAAAAUGCUUUUCAAAGCUCUAUGUCCACCCCGACGACGCUGAUCCUGAACGCAGCUCCUCUCCCGACCUCCCAUCUCUUCACUUUAAGGCCCCUCUGCAGAGCCAGAAGAAAAGGAGCAAGAAGAUGCUGAGGACUUCUUCCUCAGUGAUGGAGAGCAGACCUAAAGCACACACUGGAACUUGGGCUUCUUUUCCAGCUCCCCAGUCAGAGUUUCCAGCCACAGCUGCUGCCUCCUCCUCCUCCCACAGCCCUCUCCUCCUGCUGCCCUCCAUUCCCCUGCCCGCAGCAGUGCAGGCAGCAGCACCCCCAGCUGACUAUCACUCCGAGUCUGCUGAGUCCAUGGAUGAGAUUCCUGUGGCUCACACUCACCUGGGCAGCACAGCCCUUCACAGCCCUUGUAAGAACAGCUCAAGCAAUGCUCGGCGCUGCCCCAUGUCCACACCUGAUCCCAAACAUUACAAGGGGAAGAGUCUGUAUUCGGGGCACAAGGCGAAAAGGAAAAGCUGCCAGCGAGGCAGGCGUGUGGAACGAGAUCUGGAACUGUUUUCUAAGGCUCCUGCCGUGUUUGUAAGUAAGAGCAGUGGAGAACCUCAUGGCUCACAGCCUGGUGGGAGCACGGCUGAGCCACAGCACAGGAAAUGCACCAGCAAGCAGCAUCUGAGCAGGCGUGAUCCCUGUUUAAAGGACGUAAGGACAAACACCACAGUGCCCCAGUGACCAUCCUUGCAAAGCCACAGGUGAAACAAGAGGCUCUGCAUCGUAUUCUUAUGGCUGCUGCCUUCUGAGCUAGGACUGCCCUGAGCCCAGUGCCACCUUGUUAAGGGGAGCAGGUUUUCUAGAUAGAGAAGUGCCCGGGGCUGCCUGGGGUGUGAGCUUUGACGUGUUGCCAGAGGGCACUAAAAUAGAGCAUUCUCCAAAGGAAAGGGCUGUGUGCUCCUGACGCUCUGCAGUCCAACACUGCAGUAAGUUUCAUGCUGUAGGAUAAAACGAGGCGCAUCUCCGCUCUCUGUUGGUACCCUGAAAACUCAGUUUUCCACCUGCCUCCACCCAGGCAUAAACAGGUCAUUGUGGGGGGCCUUGGCUGCCAGGAAGCCCAGCUCUGCCCCGCAGCCAGCUCCAUCACAGCCCCAGAUAGCAGCAGAGCAGCUUCACCACCAGCACUGUGUGCCUGGCAUCCACGGCCCCCACCCUGAGCUGUGGCUGCCACCUUGGCUGCUCGCACCGUGUCUGACAGCCGCUGUGUGGGUGUGAUGGGGAGGGCUGUGUGCCCUGAGUGCCAUCGCACAUCCACCAUCGGGUGCCCCUGAGCAGCUCUGUGCUCUUUGCCCAUGCAGCACCAGUCCCAAAUGCACAUCCAGAGCUCUUAGCUCUGUCCACAAUAAAGUUUUCUACGCCCUUUGCUAAA